UUCCCUGAUCUGCAGCGAUUUCCUAUGAACACCGUCACGCGCUCUCUACCCACGCACAGCAACAGCAUCAUCACGGUGCGGACCUCACGCAUCCGUGUUGUUCACCGAGAUCAAUCCAUCUUCCCCAAGCGCGCUCCCCGCAUAUUUUGGGUAAGGUAGCAGGUGUAUGGCUGGAUUAGAAAAGAGGACCGAGCUUAUUCUUUACACUCAACUAGUUCUCUAUUUUUAUUUGUUUAUUUAAUUAUUUGGUUCAUUUGGUAAUAAUUCUUUCGGGUUUUGGAUCCGAUCUGCGAGGUUCGGGCCCGGUAAUCGCAUCUGCAGUGUGGAAAGAGACAGGGAGAGGCGCGCGCACACACACACACACACACACACACACACACACACACACACACACACACACACACACACACACACACACACACACACACACACACACACACAGCGACGCUUGGUGUGUAUUUGCCUCCGUCCCCGCCGUCUGUGGAUGGGCCGCGCGCCUCCGCAGUCACCGCUCCGACGCGUUUAGUGGAUGAAGAUGGCGGACAGAGCCGAGAUGUUCUCCCUCUCCACCUUCCACUCCCUCUCUCCUCCGGGCUGCAGGGCAGCACAUGACAUCAGUCUGGAGGAGUUUGAUGAUGAAGAUCUGUCUGAGAUUACAGAUGACUGUGGCAUUGGUCUCAACUAUGACUCUGAUCCUUAUGAAAAGGACUCCCUCAUCCUGGAGAAGAGUGAUGUCCACCAUACUAUCUGCUCAUUCCAAGACGACUUCCAGGAGUUUGAGAUGAUUGACGAUGAAGAUGAGGAAGACGAGGACGGGGAGGUAGAUCCUGAUGCUCCACCCUCUCCUUCUACAUCUCCUCCUCCUUCCCCUACUUUGGGUUCACUUAAGAGUCGCCCCACAACCUUAAACCUGACCACUGCAGUUUCACAGGAUUCCUUGAACAACAACAGUAGUGUAUCUCCACGAAAAUCAAGCUGGCAGGAAUCUCUUCGCAACUCACAGGGUCGUGUGUCUCCAAGCCACACUUGCCUUGACGAUGGUUCCCACGUUACCGGCACAUGCAAAGGGGCUCCUGACAUCACUGUCUCUGCCAAAGGUACUCCCCCAAACCCACUUGGCCACUGUGGUCUCAAUCAGUCACCUGGCAGGCCGCUGCUGUACGACUUUGAAGGCAACAGACGAGAGCGUCUUGAAUACGGUUCCUUUGGUCAGCACAACUCCUCAAGAGGUUCUGAAGUCACUGAGGUAAACCUUCCUGCUAAAGAACAUCUUGAGGAACGUGUCCCCUCAGUUGAAGAUUGCUCUUCUCAGUGCUCUGAUACAGAAGUUGACCAUGACCUCAAUGGCCAUACCAAACGCAGACAAUGUCGUCCUCGACCUGAUGACACAUAUACUAUUACUACGGAGACUGCUGAUGACCCAGAGCUGGAGAACGACCUUACGAUGGAUGGCACCAGCAAGUGCCUAUCCUCGACAGCACCACUAGGGAAUGAUGCAGAGACCCCACUGUCAGAUGAGGAGUUAGAUAAGGAAUUUGAGAUUGAUUUCAGGAGCCAGGAGGCCUUUGAUCUAACUUGUCAGGAGGAAGAUGGCUCAUCCUAUGUAGAGUUUCCCUGCAUUGAACCCACAUAUCCAUAUUCUCUCUCUGCCCCUGCAUUGUCCAAUCAGUCUGAACCCAGAGAUGAGUCUGGUCACAUGCCUCAGAAUCAACCUGCUGCUGCAUCAAAUGACACAACAUCUCCUUCCUCUGAUCCUGGUAUUGCUGACAUGAAUGCCAAGCGCUAUGCAGAGUCAGGCCACCACACGGAUGACCUUAGUUCCCCUGGAUCUGACUCUGAUCUUGAGGGUGAUUUGGAGGCAGAGUUUGCCUGCGGUGGUCCAUUGGUUAGUAACAUGAUUUCAUCCAUCUCUGAGACAGAGCUGGACCUGACUAGUGAGUCCAGCAGUGGAAGGUCCUCACAUCUCACAAACUCCAUUGAGGAGGCCAGCUCCCCAACAUCUGACCCUGAACUUGACCAUGAGCUUGAUGUUGAGCAAGACAGUGGCAUUGUGGGUCUGAAGACAUCUCUUCUUUUAGGCCAACCUGAACCCAUAAAACAUGACCUUUCACCAUAUUUAAAGCACAGUCCGGAUAUUCAUCCUUUGGAUGAUGUUCAGGCCCUGAUUGGUCUACAGAACGUGGAUGAUGAGCAAGGGUUUGAGCAUCAGGCAGAUCCAGACGAGACCCUUCCUCCUGCUGUGCCCAGUGAUGACAGGGCAGCUCAGCAACUUCUGCUGAAGAUUGAACCAGAUCAUAGCCUGGAAAGCUUUAAACGGUCUUUCUACCUUCCUGUUGAGCCUAGACUCAUGCCCUCAGUGGAUGACUAUGAUGGCACCACUGAAGGAGACUCUGAGUCAGAAUCGGAGGAUGACCUUAGUGAGAACUCAGACUCACCCUGGCUUCUUAGUAACCUGGUAAACAAGAUGAUUUCAGAAGGAUCAUUUCCAAUUAGCUGUCCAGAGGAUUGCCUCAGGCGCUCUGCUUCCAUUUCUGACACACUCUCACCCUCAUCUGAUCUGGAGACAGAAGCCUACAACGAAGACGAAGAAUACAGGACACAGAUAUCAAAAUGUGAAGGAGACUCCCAGGAACAGCCUUUGAUGAACUCAGAUAUGAGGACAAAUGGAGAACAAGAUGACAGAAGAGACAGUUGUGGAUCAGGAGAAGAGCAAAUAAGCAAGACUGUCAGCUCUUGUUUAUACAUGAGCAAUCCUACAAAUGACACAGUUGUUCCUGUUUGCUUAGAGAGAUACCACUCCAACACAAAUCAGGACUUUACUUCCCAGAGAUCAUUGAAAAAUCAACAAAAUAUAGAGGAGGAGGAGCCAAAUAAUGACUUAAUGAUGGACAGGAUGAAGGAUCUCGACUCCCCCAGCCUAAGUGAGAGCAUCCUCAGUGACAAGGAUGAGGGGCGAGAGACAAGAAGGGAUCCACUUUCUCUGGAAAAAAUGACAGAGGUCAAAAACAGUCUGACGCUUGACAUCCCUACAGCACAGACUAAUCGUUGCUUCAGCCUAACAUACUCCACAGAUAAUGAUGAAGAUGAGCAGGAUGUGUCCCCAUUCCUGGAGGCUAUUCACAACCCACCCUCACCCUAUGGAGAUGAUACUUACCUGGACAGUUCUCCACCUAUUGAUGAGAGUGUCCGGGAGUUGCGAAAUACCUUUGAUCCAGCUGGUGUUAGACCUGUGGAUGAUUCCCUGGCAUAUGACUCAGUAAAAUACACUCUAGUUGUGGAUGAAAAUACUACUCUGGAGCUUGUGAGUCUGAAACGAUGCACGUCUGUUCUCAGUGAUGACAGUGAUGGUCUCUCCACUGUUUGUGAUGAAGAGGUAGCUGAUGAGGAUGAAGAUAUCUAUGAUGAGAGCCAGACCAUGGGAGGAAUGCGCCCUGAUCUACUGUUGAGCUCCUCCUCAGAAGAAGACUCUUCACCGGAGGCAGACCUACCGUUCUCUAAGAAAUUCCUUAAUGUAUUUGUCAAUGGCACAUCACGAUCCUCCAGUACAGAAUCAUUUGGGUUGUUUUCUUGCACUAUAAAUGGAGAGGAGAAAGACCAGACUCACAGAGCAGUGUUCAGAUUUAUCCCACGUCAUGCGGAUGAACUAGAACUGGAUGUCGAUGACCCGCUUUUUGUUGAAGAAGAGGAGGAUGAUUACUGGUACCGUGGUUACAACAUGCGCACAGGGGCUCGGGGGAUCUUCCCCGCUUAUUAUGCUCAUGAAGUCAUCAGCCAAACCAAAGACAUGAUGGCACUGAAGAGAAACCCAGCAUGGAUGGAGAGUUUCACUGUGCAGUUUUUGGGUUCUGUUGAAGUGCCUUACCACCAAGGCAAUGGCAUCCUCUGUGCUGCCAUGCAGAAGAUUGCCAUGGCGAGGAAGAGGACAGUGCAUCUCCGUCCUCCAUCUUUGUGCGAGCUGGAGAUUAGCCUACAGGGAGUGAAGUUGAUCAUGAGUCUGGAGGAAGAGUAUGACCUCUCUGAAGAGUUUGACAGAUGCAGUCACUUCUUCCAGAUGAAGAACAUCUCUUUCUGUGGAUGCCACCCAAAAAACAACUGUUACUUUGGCUUCAUUACCAAGCACCCAGUCCUGGACAGGUUUGCGUGCCAUGUCUUUGUCUCUCAGGAGUCCAUGCGGCCUGUGGCCGAGUGUGUGGGACGUGCGUUUCAGGAGUAUUAUCAAGAGCAUCUUGAGUACGCUUGUCCCACUGAGGAUAUCUACCUGGAGUAGAUGAGACCAAAUAAAAAAGGUUACCAUGGUAACCUCUGCCCAACAACAGAAACGUGUUCCUGGUUUUGGCCGCUUGGGGGCUCCUGGUGGCCUUUGAAGGGUUUAACGUAAGCCUUGAGUUUUGAGUUUCUCAGUGUUUUCACAUGAACUUACCUGAACAUGUAGGUUCAAUCUUAGAGAUCCAUCCAUUUGUUUUACUAUUGGUUUGUUUCCUAUUUUAUUUAUUCUCAUCCUUGAAACAGUUUGCCUGUUUAAAUUUUAUAUGACUUAGUACCUAGGACUGUGGCUGAGUUGGGAUACUUUUACUUUCUCUUGGUUCAGAAACGAAAAAAACUACAACUUCACACAUUUUAAUGCAUGGCUUCCAGGGUUAUGCUCACAGGCAGUUAUACACACAGGAAACUUAUAUUUGAAAUUCAUUUAGACGGAUGGGUUUCGUUUGUAAAUAUGUACUCGUUUGAUUAUUCCAAAAUAUGCUGGACGAGGUUUGUACUGAAAUGAACAUCUGGACAGGUGUUGGAUUAGUAAUAUAAUGACUAUCUGCUCGCUGUAGUAGAAGGUUCCUUGUGCGUUCUUAUUACACCAUCAUGUAAAUACUGUAUAUUUAGAAAACAGUAGGUGACUACUACAGACGUUUGUUACAUCAUUGUAUGUAAGUAGCACCUUCAUCAGCAAAUGGAAGAAUGAAGAGGAUUGCAGAUGGCCAGGAAGGCAAGUUUGUUAGCCUGAGAAUGGAGAGCCAGGUAGCAUUGGCCGUGCACGGUCCUGUAAAUGAUUAACCUCUUUCUAAAUUACUAAAGCUCUUCUAUAGCUUCUUAUUCCCGAUGACUCUUUCUCAUGACUCUUUGUUUGCCAUCUUGUGUAAUUCUCAGACAGUGCUUUAGUGCUUUAUGAUCCCGAGUCUAUUUAGUCACUCUUCGUUCAUUGAAGGCUAACCGUUAAUGUAUGGCACGCCACCGGCACGCUGCAGUCAUCAGCCAAAUUACUUGCAAAUGUCAUAUUUACCAAAUUACUUAGGAAAAGGCCUAAUUAAAAUUUCGUUAGCUCUAAAUAAAGAAAUUAAAGAUUAACCAACAAAUAAACUGUAACAUGAAAAUCAUUUCAGUAAAACAUGCAUUAUUUUUUUAUUAUUAUAAUUUUUUUAGCAGAGUAAUAAUAGCAUUAGUAUUUAAUAUGACCGAUGUAUCAUUUUUAAAAUAAUUUUCACAACCGUAUACAUUUGUUUCCUGCUUGGUAGAAGAACAUGACGUAAAAUGAUUAUAUAGUGUCAGCCAAAUGUUUUUGAGCACUACACAUUUUAUUUUUGAGUUGAGUUGAAAUACUAAAAAUUUUUAAUUGAAAAAUUGUAAUUUUCUUUUUCAUUGGAAACAGAGAUACAGAGAUUUGUCAUUUGUCCCAGUCAACAGCUAUUUUUACAGUUACAAUUUACAGACAUUCUCGAGCACUUUUAUUCAUUUACUUGUAUAAAUUUAUUUACUCUGACUUUAAUAAAGCACUGAUUUAAUCUCCUUUAAGGAUCUGAGGGUGACUAAUUAAUAAGUGCUUGCAUACAUUUAGCUGUAGUGCUCAAAAUGAUUUGUCUGCCAUGUAUAUGACAUAAGCAAAAUAUGACCUACAGUACUAAACGGAAAUAGAGUUUCUACUUUCUCCUUUACCCUCCGUCACUCUCACACCUAACGGACCCAGUGAACUGAAUAGGUUGGGUUUAUUUUCUCCGUUGUAUUUAAUUCUAGUUCUUUCCCUAAGCUUCAGUGCUUCAUGGAUAGACUGCACACAGUAGACGACCCCCUCCUGGUCUUGUAUUGAUUCUGUCCUGUUUGAAUGGAAUUAAAUUUUAUAAAAAGCUGAAAUAGUAAAAACACUGAAAUAGUAACAGAAGGGUAAAGGGUUAGAUAUUGUACACCUGAUUUCCACUCUAAACUUUAAUUCUGCUCCAGGAUUUUUCUGUUAUAACCUUCUACAUUGAGAUCUUUCCAUCAAUGUAUGGACAGCUUGAAACUACAUACUGUAUAGAAUCAAUGGUGAUUAAAAUUACAAAUGCGCCUACAAUUAGAUAAAAAAAAAUUUGCUUCUCGUAUGCUGACACUUACGAAUAUCAUAUUCUUGUAACAAAGGACUGGAUUCUUGGCUCCUGCAGGCUGGUUUCAUCAUCCCCGGUGUCAGUAGCAAUAUCAUAGCAAUGUAACCUUUAGACUGGUUCUAAUUGCAGCUGUAGAUGAACUCAGUGAGGCUACACACCGCCUGCACACUGCAUCACACACACACACGACUGUAUACCAGCGGCCUGCAAUCGGAUUACAUCGCUACUUGUCUGUUUGUGCUGAUGCCACAUUGUAGGAACGAGCUGCGGUCUUAAGACUAUAAAUGUGAUUUGGUGUCAGUUAGAUUGCUGUAAAUAUUCUAGUUGAGAUGACCAUGCUGUGUCCUUUCUAUUGAGUGUUACUGAAAUAAAUAUGUAAAUUUUAAAUAAACAAUAAUGCUGACAAUGAUAACCUGUCACAACUGAAAAGGGGUUCAAAACUGUAAAUUGAUUUCCGUUAGCAUUUUGUUUCAGCUGCUUCACAUUGCUGUAUAGCUGUGGUCCAAUGUUGUCACAUCGUGCUGAAUAACAGAUGCCUGUCAAUCAGCUGUGUUUGUCUUUCUUACAAAUGCCCACGUUUUUAUGCUAGCGUUAGCAUUAUCAGUACAAUCGUUGGGUCUGACUUCUCACUGAGGUUAGCACAGACAGAUCAGGACACUUAUCAGGACUCUGAAUUUCUGAUUGUUUUUCAAUUUUCGGAUUUCUCCGAAUGUUUUGUCUACAUUUGAGCAUUUUACAAUCAUUGAUUGGUCAUUAAACCCCUUUAUGUAUCGAAGCAGAGCAACGUUUGGAGUAUGUAAGCUUGGAUAGCUGAAUGACUACAAUAACUGCAAAUCUCUGGACUGUAAUUACAUAAUGCAGGCCUUUACUGUAUAUCAAGAUCAACAGCAACAGUAUGACCUACUAGCUAUCUUGUAUCUUUAAAAAUCAAACUUGUAAAAACCAAAAUGGAAAAAACUUCCCUGCCUUGUCAUGGAUUUGGUCUUAAGAAUAAAACACUAUAUGCUUGAUGUCAUCACCGUG
Molecule: messenger RNA, 7370 nt
Organism: Tachysurus fulvidraco (yellow catfish)
Lineage: Eukaryota; Metazoa; Chordata; Actinopteri; Siluriformes; Bagridae
Gene: mapk8ip2
Product: mitogen-activated protein kinase 8 interacting protein 2
Exons: 13
Coding region: 530-4267 (1245 amino acids)
Biological process (GO): regulation of JNK cascade
Cellular component (GO): cytoplasm
Molecular function (GO): protein binding
Source: RefSeq, a predicted model, not a curated record